Thalassophryne amazonica is the source of this 3184-nucleotide messenger RNA. RefSeq names its product WD repeat domain 47a (gene wdr47a). The record is from RefSeq and is a predicted model, not a curated record. Gene Ontology annotation, molecular function: protein binding. Bases 222 to 2972 code for a protein of 916 amino acids. The transcript is spliced from 18 exons. Lineage: Eukaryota; Metazoa; Chordata; Actinopteri; Batrachoidiformes; Batrachoididae.
GGAUGGAGGCGGUGCUCGGUGCUCGGGCAGGGCGGCAGCAGACCGCAGAAGAGCGGUGCAGAAACAUCCAGCAAGAAAGACAAGCCGACACGGACCAGGAGGACGCACACGCCUUUAACAGGAAAAAAAAAGCAACGAAAACACGAGGGAUAACCGUCGUGACAGCGUCUGUCACCAGAACUGGAACAGCGUCGCUUUUUUAGAACCAGCCUGUUGUCACCAUGGCAGCAGAAGAAACCAUAAAUGUGAAGGAAGUGGAGAUUAUCAAGGUCAUCCUGGAUUUUCUCAACUCCAGGAAGCUGCACAUCAGCAUGUUGGCUUUGGAAAAGGAGAGUGGCGUCAUCAAUGGGCUCUACUCUGAUGAUAUGCUCUUUCUCAGACAACUUGUGCUUGAUGGACAGUGGGAUGAGGUCUUGCAAUUUAUUCAGCCUUUGGAGUGCAUGGACAAAUUUGACAGAAAAAGGUUCCGUUACAUCAUCCUAAAGCAAAAGUUUUUGGAGGCUUUGUGUGUGAAUAAUGCCAUGUCUGCAGAAGAUGAGCCUCAGCAUUUGGAGUUUACCAUGCAGGAAGCAGUCAAGUGUUUGCAUGCAUUGGAGGAGUUCUGUCCAUCUAAAGAUGACUACAACAAACUGUGUCUGCUCCUCACACUUCCUCGCCUCACAAACCAUACAGAGUUUAAGGACUGGAACCCCAGCACAGCCAGGGUGCAUUGUUUUGAGGAAGCUUGCACCAUGGUAGCAGAGUUUAUUCCAGCAGACAGGAAGCUGAGUGAGGCCGGAUUCAAGGCCAGCAGGGAUCGGCUUUUCCAACUGCUUCUCAAGGGAGUGCUGUAUGAGUGCUGUGUGGAAUUCUGCCAGAGCAAGGCAACUGGUGAGGAGAUCACAGAGAGCGAAAUCCUCCUGGGCACGGACAUGCUGUGUGGUAAUGGUUGUGAUGACCUGGACCUAUCCCUGCUUUCCUGGAUGCAGAACCUGUCCCAUAGUGUGUUCUCCUGCGCCUUUGAGCAGAAGCAACUUAACAUUCACGUGGACCGCUUGGUGAAGCCCACUAAGACUGGUUACCCUGACCUCCUCACUCCACUCAUCAGCAAGCUUUCGCCUUACCCAUCCUCCCCUCUUCGUCGCCCCCAGUCCGCUGACACUUACAUGUCUCGCUCCCUGAACCCAGCGCUGGAUGGCCUAUCCUAUGGGCUGUCUGGACAAGAGAAGAGAGCAAGUGGUGGGGAGAUCACAGGGAGUAAAGCUGUCUCUCCCAUGUCUCACUCUUUUGCCAACUUCCACUACCCUGGAGGAGGUGGACAGAGCCUGAACAGGAGUCUUAUGAUGGAGAGCUCAGACUGCCACAGCAUCUUUGAAGAAUCUCCUGAAACGUCAAGAACAGACACGCCUGUGGAUAAAAUGUUGAGCUCAGGUGAUGCUCAGAACCUGCGGCCGGCUUCAGCUCCUGGGGAGGACCCAUCUUUAACUGGUUCUGGUGAUAGGAAUGAGCUUCGAGAUUCGACAGACAAGUAUGAGGAGUUCCAUCGCCAGCGUCUCCGGGUGCAGCAGCACCUAGAGCAGAAACAGCAGCAGCGGCAGAUGUACCAGCAAAUGCUGCUGGAGGGAGGAGUCCAACAGUAUCCCCCACCUGGUGACAUGCAGCACAGCCUGACAGAGAAGUUCCUCAACAGGUCUAUCCAGAAGCUGGAGGAGCUCAACUUGGGGAUGGAGAAUUUAGGAGAAGAAGUGAAGUCUCUGGCCCAGCAGUGUAAUGGCAUUGAUAACACGUCUGUGUCGGAGAACAAUAACAACCCUCCAUCUGUGACCACGGAGCAGAGUCGAACCCACGGGGGAGGGGUGCUCAGCAGCACCCCGCAGCGUGCUGUGGGAGGCCAAGCAGUCCCCCCUCCCACUGAGUCUCCUGUCAUCUCACAGAGUGAGCAGAAACCCAAAGGUGGUCAGCAGGGUGAUUCUCCAGGCUCCUUAUCACGAAGCAAAGAGGGUGAAAAGCCAAAAGGGCUGUUUGUGCCAGUAAAUACUCUGGAAGACACUCAGGCUGUUCGUGCUGUUGCCUUCCACCCGUCUGGCACACUUUAUGCCGUGGGAUCCAACUCCAAAACGCUACGUGUCUGUGCUUAUCCAGAAACAUUGGACACAAGCGGUUCAGGUCCAACAAAACAGCCUGUUGUCCGUUUCAAGAGGAACAAACACCACAAAGGAUCUAUCUACUGUGUGGCCUGGAGCCACUGUGGACAGCUGCUGGCUACAGGCUCCAAUGAUAAAUAUGUCAAAGUCCUACCGUUCAGUGCAGAGACGUGCAAUGCCACAGGCCCAGACCUGGAGUUCAGCAUGCAUGACGGUACCAUCAGAGACCUGGCCUUUAUGGAGGGUCCAGAAAGUGGAGGAGCCAUCUUGAUUAGCGCUGGAGCAGGAGACUGCAACAUCUACACCACGGACUGUCAGCGAGGGCAGGGUCUGCAUGCCCUCAGUGGACAUACAGGUCACAUUCUCUCUCUGUAUACAUGGGGGGGAUGGAUGAUCGCUUCUGGAUCUCAAGACAAGACGGUGCGGUUCUGGGACCUAAGAGUACCCAGCUGUGUCCGAGUAGUGGGAACUGCUUUUCACGGCUCAGGCAGCCCAGUUGCCUCGGUCGCUGUGGAUCCAAGUGGCCGUCUCCUAGCAACAGGACAGGAGGACAGUGCAUGCAUGCUGUAUGAUAUCAGAGGAGGACGCAUCGUGCAGGUGUACAGACCACACAGCAGCGAUGUGCGAUCUGUCAGAUUCUCACCUGGAGCACAUUACCUGCUUACUGGAUCCUAUGACACAAAGGUCAUGGUCACGAGCCUGCAAGGUGACCUGACCAAGCAGCUGCCUGUGACAGUGGUGGGGGAGCACGUAGACAAGGUGAUUCAGUGUCGGUGGCACACGCAGGACUUGUCUUUCCUCUCAUCUUCAGCUGACCGCACAGUAACGCUCUGGACACAGAACCCUUAACACACACAGUGCAGGCAAGUGGUCCAACAUGCUGUGAUCUACAAGACGUGUAUCGCCUGGAAACACUGCUCCCUACCACAGACUCUCCUUUCUGGAGGAACCAAAUUUAUACAAAUCUGUAACAUAUCAAAAGCACACGUGUUGCAUGUUUUAUUCAUUUCCAGUUGCUCUGUUACAGAAGAAAUUAAAGCCCAGUCCAUCCAUCUCAUCUC